This is a messenger RNA of Seriola aureovittata, 2274 nucleotides long. Its product is annotated as elongation of very long chain fatty acids protein 6-like. Gene Ontology annotation, cellular component: endoplasmic reticulum membrane; endoplasmic reticulum. Gene Ontology annotation, molecular function: fatty acid elongase activity. The transcript has 5 exons. Lineage: Eukaryota; Metazoa; Chordata; Actinopteri; Carangiformes; Carangidae. The coding region runs from base 480 to 1211 and encodes 243 amino acids. The record is from RefSeq and is a predicted model, not a curated record. Gene Ontology annotation, biological process: very long-chain fatty acid biosynthetic process; fatty acid elongation, saturated fatty acid; sphingolipid biosynthetic process.
CCGACAGCCGUUUCCAGACGGAGGCUUGUAGAAGUGGAGAUUUCACCGGAGGAAGCGCCGGUUUACCGGAGGGAUGUGGACGCCGAGUUCAUGAGGAUCUGGUCCUGGAUCCGGAAACACUUUCACUUUUGUUCAGGCGCGAGUCUGAUGAGUUAAAACCUGAAGAAACCUUAAGAGCGGUUGUUUCUCAAAGGGAUUUCGGGGAGCGUCACUUACCUUCCAGGGAGGACGGGCUGUAGCGGGGUUUGCAGCUUUCACAGACCCAUGCGACCGAACAGCAGCAGCGGCGUGGACUCUGAGUCACCGGCCGGUCCAUUCAGCGGUGACGGCGGGGGGAACGACCGAACCGACGGUCGCGGGGAGGGCAGACGUAACGGAGAGCCGACGGAGUAGUUACGGUGAACGGGACGGACUUCCACCUCCCGCUGUCGGAGUACAGCUUCGAGCGGCGCUUCGACGAGAGAGGAGCCAUAGAGUGGAUGCAGGCUAACUGGAGUAAGUCGUUUGUGUUCAGCGCUCUCUAUGCCGCCCUGGUGUUCGGAGGUCAGCACUACAUGAAGCCUCGACCCAAGAUGAACCUGCGGCGGCCGCUCGUCCUCUGGUCGCUGAGCCUCGCUCUCUUCAGUAUCGUGGGUGCGGUCCGGACCGGAUCCUACAUGAUCCACAUCCUGAGCAGCAGCGGCUUCAGACAGUCCAUCUGUGACCAGAGCUUCUACAGCGGCCCGGUCAGCAAGUUCUGGGCCUACGCCUUCGUCCUGAGCAAAGCUCCAGAACUGGGCGACACGGCGUUCGUCGUGCUGAGGAAGCAGAAGCUGCUGUUCCUGCACUGGUACCACCACAUCACCGUGCUGCUGUACUCCUGGUACUCCUACAAAGACAUGGUGGCCGGCGGCGGCUGGUUCAUGACCAUGAACUACGCCGUGCACGCACUCAUGUACAGCUACUACGCUCUGCGCGCCGCCGGCCUGCGCGUGCCCCGCCCCUUCGCCGUGCUCAUCACCAGCGCUCAGAUCUCCCAGAUGGCCAUGGGGCUGACGGUGAGCGGGCUGGUGUACCGCUGGAUGCAGGCGGGGGACUGCCCCUCCCACAUCGACAACAUCGCCUGGGCGGCGCUCAUGUACCUCAGCUACCUGCUGCUCUUCUCCAACUUCUUCUACCAAACCUACCUGAGGCGCCGCGGCGCCGAGGCCAAGACCAGCAAGACGGACUAGACCGGAUCAGACCGGACCGGUCCGAGCCGGUCUGGAGACUGACGAAGAGACCAGAACCUUCGUCUGAUGUUUCACACCAGAGACGAUAAACCGAGACCACCUGAGUCCAGGUCUGAGUCUGGGUCUGGAUCCGGUCUGGACCGAGUUUAACAGAUUUAGUUUUUUGUCGUUUGUUUUUCAUUCAGUCGACCGUCACAUGAAAGCGUUUCUCACUCUGAACCGGACUGAAGUGGAUCAGGACAUGAACUCCGGUUGAACCGGUUUGAUGUUCAGGUCUGGAGUCUCUGGGCGUCUGAGUUCAGUGUUCGUCUCCACCCGUCCACGAGUCUGUCAAUCCGCCAGCCACACCCACAGGCGCCGCCCGCCACGUUCCAGCAGGCUGAUGAAACCAGCCCCUCCCAGCCUCCUCACACUGGUUUGACUGGUUUCACCUCCUCCUGUCAGUGAGGAGCCAAUCAGAAGAGCCGAUGCUGCAGCAGAAACUGACUCAUGUCUGAGUUUCUAAUCCGAGCAGAUUAGUGCUGAUGAGGCGUUCACUGUCCCAACGGCCAGACUGCACCCCGGUGAUAUUGGCUUUAUACCAAUAUGAAGUAAUUGAUCCCUAACGAUCAUAAAUCAAUCAGUCUGAUCACACAGCAGCUGAAACUGAUUCAUACUAUUGAUUCAUCUGAAUAUUUCUUUUCUUCUGUCUGUAAAUCGUCAGUUUUCAUCAGAUGAAACAAAGAAAAACAAAUCAAAUGUUUUUUAAUCAAUUAUCAGAUUGUUAAAUUCUAUUGAUCAGCUAUUGAUUGACUAAUUUCAUCUGCAUUAAUCCAGACGUGAGAAGUUUCUGCUGCGAGUCCAGAUUUUCAAACCAUGUUGGUUUACACACGUGAACAUGUGACGUGAUCACGUGAUCCUCCGUCUUUUUUUUAUUUUUAUUUUUUUAUUGUUUCACAAACUUCAUAUUUUCAGAAACUCUUCAUGUCUCUGAUCUAUUUAUUUAUUGAUUGAUUAUUUAUGUGACGUAUGAUGGUGCCUGGUUGGCUGCUGGAAGAGUCUCUUAUGUUUCACUACACAUUAU